This is a messenger RNA of Volvox carteri f. nagariensis, 1071 nucleotides long. RefSeq lists its product as uncharacterized. The record is from RefSeq and is a predicted model, not a curated record. The coding region runs from base 112 to 1071 and encodes 319 amino acids. The transcript has 6 exons. Lineage: Eukaryota; Viridiplantae; Chlorophyta; Chlorophyceae; Chlamydomonadales; Volvocaceae.
UCGAGACUGAUACCGGUAUUAAGCUUUUCUUGUCCGGAGCCCGAGUUCGUUAGCCCGUCUAUAUAAUUAAUUGCCAGAAAGGGCCUUCAUAAUUGCCUUCUUUGCUAACCUAUGGCGAUGCUGUUUGGUCAUCGGCUUCGUGUUCCAACAAGGCAGGCGAGCAGCAGAACCCGGUUAUUAACCGUUUGCGGUGUUGGAAGGAAGUUUUAUCCUGUUGUGCGAGCAUUCCAACUUUCGGACGAUCAUAAGAGGAUCGAUAGCCAGCGGGAUUUCGACGUUGCUCUAUCUUCUACAGCGCCUUCAUGGCAGCGCGUGCUGGGAGUUGCCGCAGCCGGAAUUUUCGCCUGGUCGAUUACAUUGCCAGCUUUGGCUGGCGUAGAUGCUCCUGACACGACUAUCAUUGGCCCAAGCGCCGACACCCUGCUUGGUGCUGGGCCUGACUUUUCCUUCACAACACUGUUGAUAUUUACGCUCCUAGGCUACUGGCUCGUAAAGGCUUUGACUUACCUUGGCCAAAACACGCCUGAUGGCUCGGAUGGCUCUCAGGACGACAAGCACGAGCAGCGCCCCGGCAGUGGGGGCGGCGCCAACGACUCGUUAACGGAUAUCGGACACGCCCACAUUCGCUCCUACGUGGACCCCUCUCAACCGGGUCGCGGGGGCGAGUCGGGGGCGAAGGAGCUGCGGAAUGCCAGUCUGGCACGCAGCGCUGCGUACCGAGUGACAGCGACGCUGAAGGAGAGCCAGCCCCGGAUUCACGCGCUGGUGGAGGAGCUGACGGCCCAACAGACCCAGUGGCCGCUAAGGCCACCUCGCAACGCCGAAGUGGACUUCGUGGCGGCUCUGGUGUACAGCAGGGUGGUGCAGGAGCGCUCAAACAAGGGUCCCGAAUACGUGUUAGGACCUCGGGAGCUGGCUGCUCUGGAGACCCGGCUUCUGGAGGAGGUGGCGGAAAAGGUGGCCGCGGACCAAGUGGCGGAUUUUGUUAAGAUGGCGGCUAAGGGGACGUUGCAUCCCAAAAGGCCCGGCAGCGACGGCGCUGACCACCACCCGCACUCCCACGCCCAUUGA